UUUUCAGCCAAUAAGCUGGAAGUCUGAAUGUUGAGCGCUGGUAUGUAUUUGGUGAGCUGUCCACUCUCUCAGGGGCUUCUUGUACUCGUAUAAAUGUAGCCUCUGUGUGAGCUGACUGCUUUCUCACAGUAGCCAUGGCCUUUCCUCACUUGUUUCUUGCCUUCUUGGUGUCUUGCACCCUGCUUCAUCAUGGAUGUGCUCGUCCUUCCCGCUCCAGGAAAGCUGCUGCAGGUCAAGAAGAUGACGAUAUGAAGGCACAAAUUGAUAAACUAUGGCAGGAGGUGAACUCCUUGAAGGAGAUGCAAGCCCUGCAAACAGUUUGUCUUCGUGGUAUCAAAGCUCACAAGAAGUGUUACCUGGUCGUUGAAGAACCCAAGCAUUAUCAUCAGGCCAAUGAGGACUGCAUUGCUCAAGGUGGAACCUUGGCCACACCCCGAAACCUGAGGGAAAACAACGACCUACGAGCCUACGCCAGACUCAGCUCCCCAGGCACCAAAGACUUCUGGAUAGGUGUGACUGAUAUUGUUAAAGAAGGCCAGUACGUCGAUGUCAACAGCAUGCCCGUCACCUACUUCAACUGGGAUCGUGCCAAGAAGGAGCCGACAGGAGGAAAACGAGAGAGCUGUGCUGUGCUCUCGCUCUCGGCACAGGGCAAGUGGCAUGACGAGGUGUGUCGCACUGAGAAGAGAUACAUAUGUGAAUACCUCAUUCCUUAAUAUGAAGUUAAUAUUCAACGCGCUAUGCGUGAUGACGGUGUCAUCACUGAUGCUGGUUAUUAAUGCUGUCUAAGGAUGCAACAUCAUGUUCCACAUAUUUGCUGUAGCAUUAAACGUCUGGUCUGAGACUGACUGCGGUCUGUGCAAAAUCACAUCUUUAUUAUCUAUAUUAUUGUUUUUCAAUAUUUAGAGUAACAUACACAAGGUUGUAACAGGAAUACAGUCUUAACAGUACAUAUCUUCUUUGCAAAAUUG
This is a messenger RNA of Pangasianodon hypophthalmus (striped catfish), 971 nucleotides long. It is a transcript of the gene clec3a, whose product is annotated as C-type lectin domain family 3, member A. Bases 135 to 716 code for a protein of 193 amino acids. Lineage: Eukaryota; Metazoa; Chordata; Actinopteri; Siluriformes; Pangasiidae. The transcript is spliced from 3 exons. The record is from RefSeq and is a predicted model, not a curated record.